This is a messenger RNA of Trichechus manatus latirostris (Florida manatee), 1440 nucleotides long. It is a transcript of the gene GNGT2, whose product is annotated as G protein subunit gamma transducin 2. The record is from RefSeq and is a predicted model, not a curated record. Gene Ontology annotation, molecular function: G-protein beta-subunit binding. Lineage: Eukaryota; Metazoa; Chordata; Mammalia; Sirenia; Trichechidae. The transcript is spliced from 3 exons. Gene Ontology annotation, biological process: G protein-coupled receptor signaling pathway. Gene Ontology annotation, cellular component: heterotrimeric G-protein complex. Bases 575 to 784 code for a protein of 69 amino acids.
ACAGGUCCCUGGGUGGGGCAAGCAGUUUGCACUUGCCUAUUAAUCAAAAGGCUGACGGUUUGAACCCACCCAGCAGCACCAUGGGAGAAGGUCCUGGCAAUCUGCUUUUGUAAAAAUUAUAGCUUAGGAAACCCUAGGAAGCAGUUUUAGUCUAUAACACACAAGGUCAUCAUGAGUUGGAAUUGACUAGAUGGCAAGGGGUGGGGGCUCUGAACCAGGGACAUACUGAAGGCAGUGGUGGCUGAUGCAGGGGGCAGGGUGAUAAAAAGAUGGGCUAGAGUCAGAAAGAUUGGCGGUGGCCUCUGUUUCCUAGCUUACAGUGGGAAAGACAUCAGCAUCUCUGCUCCGGUGCCAGGGAGGGCUUGGGGGCUCAGGUGGUGGAUGGGCUUAGAACCUUGAGCCUCUGAUCAGCUUAGGCAUCAGAGCUUUGGCUUCCAGACCAUCUGCUUUAUCUGAAGAUUUUCGGCUGGUGAGGAAGAGCUAGGAGGCUCAAACACCAUCUUGUCUGGGUCCAGCACAAGUAGCUUGGAAGUGCACUCUCCUUCCUGGCAGGAUCAGGUCUCUCUAAGGCAGGAUGGCCCAGGAUCUCAGCGAGAAGGAGCUACUGAAGAUGGAGGUAGAGCAGUUGAAGAAGGAAGUGAGGAACACAAGAGCUCCGAUUUCCAAGACAGGAAAAGAAAUCAAGGAUUUUGUGGAAGCCCAAGCAGGAAAUGAUCCUCUUCUCAAAGGCAUCCCUGAAGACCAGAAUCCCUUCAAGGAGAAAGGCACCUGUGUGAUAAACUGACGGCACUGAGGCCCCUUGCCCUGAACGCCUGUCUCUCCUCAGCCGCACUCCUCACCCAGAGCCAUCCCAGCACAGACCUCCAGGGAACCAGUGACUCUUCACCUUGUUUGCACCUCCUCAGAACCCUGCCACAGACCUCUCAGUCACAGGAGUAAAGACAUCUGGCUGAAUGCAACGUGAAUCUAUUCCCUAAUCUCAUUUUCAACUCUUUUCUCCCAUCUUCUCCUCUACCUGCUGGGUCACUGCUAGCCCCACUUGGAAUCAUUCUUCACUGGCUUAGCAGUUGGCACCAUAUGUGGUGGGGCCUGAAGAGCCUGUGAUACCCUAAGACUCCAGAGGGCAGUCCUGACGAAACACCUACUUCUCUUUAGAAUCAGUCCCAUUUUUUCCCCUCACUCUCUUCCUGGUAAAAACGGUUUCCACAUUAGAGUAGUUUGGAGGCCAGGGCUGCAGGUGGUUGCUUUUCUCCCAUCUCAUGUCCUAUCCUAUGGUCCUUCUCCUAGUUGUUUAGAUCCCCCAGAUGGCCUGAUGACAAAAAGAGUUUGAAAGUCACGACUUCCUGAUUUAUUUAAUAUCACUGGGUGCCUAUUAUGUUCUGGGCACUAGGAAUGGAAGAUUGCACAAGACUAACAGGUUUCUACUCCCAUGGAAUUUAG